This is a messenger RNA of Ostrea edulis (European flat oyster), 6492 nucleotides long. RefSeq lists its product as uncharacterized. Gene Ontology annotation, cellular component: extrinsic component of cytoplasmic side of plasma membrane. Bases 225 to 3599 code for a protein of 1124 amino acids. The record is from RefSeq and is a predicted model, not a curated record. Gene Ontology annotation, biological process: cell differentiation; protein phosphorylation; innate immune response. Gene Ontology annotation, molecular function: non-membrane spanning protein tyrosine kinase activity; ATP binding; zinc ion binding. NCBI's taxonomy places the organism in Eukaryota, Metazoa, Mollusca, Bivalvia, Ostreida, Ostreidae. The transcript is spliced from 18 exons.
AUCGCAAGCAGGAUCAAACAGAGGUGCGCAGGCUGUAGUCUCCGCCUUGAGUCCUCAAGUGUUAAAGUACUUGGAAGCAGGAAUAAACAGCUCAGAUAACACACACUGAAAUUCAAAACAGCUGGUUUUAACGUUAUGGACCGAGAUGUAAGUUGGAUCAUUUGCAUGAAAUAAAACAUGCUUUUUAAAAACAACACAUCGGGCCCAGAUGUUUACAAAUUGCAAUGAACAAAAAGAUGGCUAACUGUUCUAUUUGCGAAUUUGAUGCUUCGAUAACCUGUAAACCUUGUCAACAACAUUUAUGCAAAAAGUGCGUAGGACAGCAUGUGUUGAGAAAAACUGGACAUAAGCACGAAAUUGUGUCAUUUAUACAUGUAGACAAUAAAUUAGUUCUCCCCUAUUGUGAAAAUCACAAUAAUCAAAUAUGUGAACUAAAAUGUCGUCAAUGUCAGACACAUAUUUGUCCAAUGUGCUUCACAAACAAUCAUGUGGACCAUACAAUUGAUGAAAUUGCAAUCCUCGUAGAGGAGAAAAAAGAGGCUAUUAGAAAUGAAAUAGUUGAAAUUGAAGCGAGUGUUCUUCAACUUAGUGACACAGAAAAGCAAGUGAAUAAUAAUUUAUUAUGCACAGAUGAGAAUGUAGGAUUGAUUUUGUCACAAAUGGAGCAACAGAGUUUAGAAUUAAAAAGAAGCGUAGACGAUAUAGUUUGUGAUUACAAAGAUAAUGUGGAAAAUGCAACACUGGAAAAUAAAGGAGCUCUUCUAAAGUUUCUUGAACAAAUAAUAAAGAAAAAAGAAUUUCUACAGAUGACCAUCAACGAGAAAACUACAAUACUUGAUGGUAACAUAGCAGGGGUUAUUCUUGGAUGUCAAAGGAAUUUUAUCGACAAUAUCCCCCCUCUGCUAACCUUCGGACCGGUAGGUACCUUUACACGCAGCGAAAAAUCAAAGGAAGGUCUCCGUGAUUAUCUGGGGAAAUUGUCAUUACAGAACUGCAGCUCUUAUGGGAAUUUACUGUACGUUGAAGGUAACUUAGACGAAAGCACAGAUGAUGUCGAGGAAAUACCAACCAAACGGAACAUCUUGAUUGUCGAUAGACAUGAGUAUUAUGGAAAAGAAGCCCCAUUGACAGCAAUUCAAAUAAGUGAUGGGAGAUUUGGUGUUGUACAGCGAAACAAGAUUUCCCCCAAAAGAGAUAAUAUUCCAAACCAUUUUAAAGGAUGGUGGUUACCAAUCGGGACUUCUGAUGCAGAACUGAUUCUGUCGCCCUCAAAUGUUGAUGUUGGGACAUAUUUUAUCAGUGAAGAGUGUGGAACAUCUUACACAUUGUCAAUCAAGGGACAUUUUAUAGCUCAUGUCAAAAUAUUGAAGUUAAACACCAGUGGUGAUGUUUACAUAAAACGGGAAAACGUCUUCCCCCACCUGCAGUCUCUGAUAGAGUUCUACCAGAAAAGUACGGACAUUUUGGAUGAAAUGCCAUGCAAGCCCUCCAAGAUCUUCCCGCAACCGCUUCCUACAAAACUUUACUCUGGUCAGCAAUUCCAAACACAGGAUUUGAUAAUUGGAGAUUUGUGUGAAGAGUCCUCUCUUUAUUGUCUUUAUUCAGGAACAUUAGAAGGACAUAAGCAUGUUUCAAUCAACGUUUUUGUUAUUGGAAAAUACGAGGAAAUACAUUCUGCUGAUGAUAUAAUACAAGAGGUUGAAGUAAUGAAGUCAUUCUCAGAUGAACACAUACUUCAAUUGAUCGGGUUUGUGUCACAGCCACCACCUUUGAUGAUAAUCACGGAACCCGUGACCGGGAACUUGCAACGUUACUGUAGGAAUGUUACGUAUCUAUGUCAGAACGAUAUUUUCGUCAUUCUAGAACAGAUUAUCAAAGGUAUGUACUAUAUCCAUAAACGAGGAUUUGCCCACGGAUGUCUCCGUUCUGAGAGCAUACUUCUAGGGGAACGUCUACAAGUAAAAAUUGGACGGUUCCACUGUUCGAAAUACCUUGAAAAAGACCCAAUUGUUAUCAACAAAAAUCUGCCAUCAGUGAGAUGGUCUCCACCCGAGCUUUUACUUCAAAAGCGGUUUGGGACGAAAUCAGACGUGUGGGCGUUCGGAAUUCUCCUUCACGAAAUUUUCACAUUUGGAAAUCUACCUUAUGCCGACCUAGAAGACUACGAAAUAGGUUUGAAGCUAGAGAUGGGUUUUAGACUUCCAAGACCGUAUGGGAUAUGCAGUGAACACUAUUACCGCAUCAUGCAAUUAUGCUGGAGCAAAUAUGAAUCACGGCGUCCAACAUUUACACAAUUAGAAAAUAAAAUCAAGCAAACACUACAGCCCUCAGACUCUGAAGAAGUUCAAGAAAUUCCGAUCCAACUUCAAGAGUGUUGGCUACCACUUGGCAAGGGAAGGGCAGCGGAACUUUUAUCACGAGAAAACAUCCACCCUGGAACUUAUUUCAUCAGUGAAGCAUUGGAUGACGAACGUUCAUUUACCUUGUCAUUGAAAUACGUUGACGCUUCCCAGAUCCCGGGUGUUGCACAUAUUGAAAUCAAGCAGUGUGGUGAAGAAAACAUUCAGUAUUAUAUGCCUGCAGAUGCGUGUAGUGACGAACGUUUCUCUAACAUAUCCACUCUAUUGAAAUAUCAUCAAGAUAUAGAAAUAUCAGAACGGUACGGAAGAUUGACAGAUCCUUACAAACAUGAAACAUCAUUGAUACCAUUCACUGGUUUUGAGAUUGAUAGAACUGCAAUCACGCUCUGUGGAACAUUACAGACUUGUCACUGCUUCGACAUUUAUAAAGGUUGUUUGAAAUCAGCCAAAAGAUAUUCAAUUUUCAUUUACAAACUUCUGGAAGAGAAACAGAAAACAAAACGUAUUUCUAGACCUAGGUUCAGACUGGGUGACGAUGCAGUCCGAGAAGCCAUAAAUCUUUGUAAAUUUUCCAAUGAAAAUAUACUAGAAAUAUUUGGAAUGUGCAGCAAAGGUUCUCCUUUCGUCAUCGUGACUGAUCUUGUAAACUGCACUCUGCUUCAUUAUGUACGGAGAAACGAUGUGAACUUCACCUCCCAAGAAAUAAAUGAUGCGCUCAUAAAAAUAUCAAACGGAAUGGUGUUUCUUCACCAAAGUAAGUAUUCUCAUAGGGAUUUAUGUGCAUCAAACAUUUUUCUCGGAGAAAGGAACACUUUGAAAGUAGGAGGACUUCACUUUGCUGAAUAUUUGCACUGCGACCCAAUGAAGAUGAGUAAGAUUAUGAGUGAAGAACUUCCUUUCCAGGACCGUUGGUCUGCUCCUGAGAUUCUACACAGAAAAAAAUUUGGAUCAAAAUCAGACUUGUGGUCUUUUGGAGUUGUUAUAUUCGAAAUAAUCUCCAAAGGGGAAGUUCCAUACAAAAACCUCGAAGACUCAGAAAUCAAAGAAAAAGUUACAAAUGAACACCGCAUGUCUCGGCAUAAAGAUUGUACCGACUUUCUUCAUGGGAUAAUGGAGAUAUGCUGGAAAGAUGAUCUAUCAAGCAGACCUACAUUUCAAUCGAUGAAACAAAUAUUGGUUAAUCAAGGAUCCAGUAAAUCUUUUAAAAGAAAAGAAAUACAGAAAUUUCUAAGUACCUAGAUGAUUUGAGUAUUUUCAUGUUUGCUUAAUGAUGUAUAUGCUUCGUAAAUUAUUCCCAUAUUUAUGUAACAAUAUUCCAUUAUUACCUGCACUUGGUGCUUAUAUAUCUCAACUGAUUGGAAACGCAAGACCUUGUUCUGCAUGUGGUCAGUAUUUAAAUCGAGGCAAGCUACUGACAAACAAGUUGAUGGUACAGGGGUUUCGACAGUUUCGACUGAAGUCAGCAUUUCGCACAUUCUAUGGUCGUUAUAACGUUUGCCAAUACAACCUAUCAUUGGGUCAAAUGCUGUUUGACGUAUUUCAUACCGAUUGUUAGGUCGUUCUUCGUACACUGAUUUUGACAACGGAUAUCACUGUUAACCUGAUCAAGAUAUAGGUCUCACGGCGGGUGUGACCGGUCAAUAGUAAUCUUCACCCUUCUAUGCACCUAUAAUUAGUAUUAUAGCUGGUAGUUAAUGAAUAUCGUUGGUUUAGGAAUUCUGUUGUUGAUUUCUUUUCUAUAUAGUUACCACGUGUAAUUGGUUUCUUUGAUCCAAGGAAGGGAUGGAAUGUCCCUUAUAUAUAUAUAUAUAUAUAUAUAUAUAUAUAUAUAUAUCCAAAUUGUGUUUUUAAAAAAAUCACCGUGUCCGGUAUAAAAUAUUAAAAGAAAUAAAAUAAACAGUACACAAAGUUAAAAAUUAUGACGUCAGGCCAUUUCAAAACUAUUUUAAAAUGUAACGCCUGAGGAUUAUAAAAUGAAAGCGCUUGCGUUAAAUUUUUAACUUUGUGUACUGUUUAUUUUAUUUCUUUUAAUAUAUAUAUAUAUAUAUAUAUAUAUAUAUAUAUAUAUAUACAGUGAAACUUCUCCAAACCGGCCCCUCAGAAAACCGGUUCUCCCUGAAUAUCGGCCGAUUUUCAAAGUCCCGGCAGAAAUCUUAACAUUUCCUUACAAAGAAAGUCUUACAAAACCGGCCACCCCUGAAAACCGGACAUCGACCACUUUUUAAAGUACAUUUGUUAACAAGCAUGUGUAUUUUACCCUUAACAUACCGGCCACUUUUUGAGACAAGAAAAGUUUGGCCAGAGGAAGAUCAAGAUUGUCCAGGUGUGCAAAUUGACUGACCUACUGGCCAGGUGGGAAAUUAUCGACUGGAGGUGUGAAAAACACUAGUGGCCUCUUUAUUUUCUAAUGUUUACCUGUGCUGUCAAGGGUGUUAACUGACACUUAGCUAACCCAAGGGACCCUUCCAAAUUCUGUACAAAAUGUAAAAAACAGUUCGGAACAUAUCGAAUGAAUACAGUAUCAGACGCCAUAUUGUUACACUACAUUACCGUAUGGGUAUAUAAGCGGUAGUUAAUAAAGAACAAACCCAUGACUGUUAAUGAUAAUUAUUAAAAGAUAGAUUAAUUUUCUUGGUUUCCAUAGACUUAAAAUUCCAAAGAAAUAUUCAAAUUACAAUUUCAUUUUUACUACUGUACUUUUUAAAAACGUCAAAACAAAAUUGUUAAUGACAUAAGCGAUGAAUGUAAACAGAGUUUUUAUAGGUAAGAGGAAUUCCAAUAAUAGGCCUCUGUGUUUUCUUUAUGUAUCCUGUUAUAGAUUUUCAGUUGAAAAUUAGAGGAUUUCAGCGAGAAUAUUUCUUGUAAUUCAUAAUUACCUUUAGGUACAAGCGGACUAGUUUAAUCUCCACCGAUAAUUGAUCAUAGAUCACCAGAUGAAAGUGAACAGUACCUACUUUGUGAAUAUUGAGAUGAAACGUCUAUAAUUGCUCAAUUCUCAGUAUACCGGCCAUCCCUCUAAACCGGCCGUUUUUUCCAGUCCGAGAGCCGGCCGGUUUAGAGAAGUUUCACUGUAUAUAUAUAUAUAUAUAUAUAUAUAUAUAUAUAUAUAUAUAACUGCAUAUGAUACCUGUUACAAGGAAUGUGCAAACUGUAUAUGAAAGGUCAAGAUACCGACCAGAAAUCAAUCUCAUAACUCCUAUAAGCAAUACAAAAUAGAAAGUUGGGCAAACACGGCCCCUGGAUACACCAGAGGUGGGAUCAGGUGCCUUGGAGGACUAAGCAUCCACUGUCGACCGGAUACGUCCAUCGUGAGUACUAUAUCUUGAUCAGGUAAACGUAGUUAUCCGUAGUCAAAAUCAGUGUGCCUAGAACGGCCUGACAAUCGGUAUUAAACAAGACGAACAGCAUUUGUUUAAUGCUCCUUUGAAUAGAUUAUGUUUCAAAUGUUGGAAUUAUUUUUUCGUGACUAUUCAGCACUGUUUUAUGAUAUUGUAUCCAUGUGAUAGUUUUCAAGUUUUGAGAAUAUUUAGCUUAUCAAGUUACUUUGCAUUUCGAAAAUCACUUCUUUAAUUUUUUAUGAAAAAUAUUUUCCACAUUAUCAUUUCACACAAAGAUUUUAUUUGACUAUAGGCGAUACAUGAUCAAUUUACGUGUGUGUCCCAUACAAUAUUAAAAAAGCUAAAAAUGACCUAAACGUUCAGUUUACUCACAAAACCAAAGACGAGUAGUUGCCUAUCGGUAACAUUGGGGUCCGUGUUUGCCCAAAUCUCUAGUUUGUAUUGAUUAAAUGGGAGUUAUGAGAUUGAUCACUGUUCGUUAUCUUAACCUUUCAUAUACAUUUUAAGUGUCGAUUGAAUUGUCAUCCCACAUCUGGUGACGUCACGAAGUGAGUGAAAAAUCCUCCAAGGGACUAAAAACACAAAUCCACAAGAAAAGAAUCAAAACACAGUGGCUGUGUAAAAUUGUUUCUAUGCUGUCACAAAGCUGACCAAUAUCUGUGAAUGAUUAGAUGUCGACAAAGAGUUCAAAUUUUCAACCUUUUUUUUUUUUUUUUUUUUGGUUGCUUUAGAAAUGUUUAAUAUUUGUUUUGAUAUGUGUAUGUAUUGUAAAUUAAAGAAAUAUUGAAUCACAA